Messenger RNA from Entrophospora candida, 909 nucleotides. The record is from the annotation of a GenBank genome assembly. Lineage: Eukaryota; Fungi; Glomeromycota; Glomeromycetes; Entrophosporales; Entrophosporaceae.
AUGUUUAACAAAAAAAAAUUUGGGUUUUCAGAAAUCCCGGAUUUAACUGGAAAAGUUGUCAUAGUAACAGGGGGCAACACUGGUAUUGGAUAUGUUACAUCUAGAGAAUUGGCAAGAAAAAAUGCACAUGUAUUUAUUCUAAGUCGUAGUAUUGAAAAAGGUACAACAGCUGUUGAAAAGAUUAAACAAGAAACAGGAAAUCAGCACAUAGAGUUUUUACAACUAGAUUUACAAAGCUUAAAAUCUGUUAAAGGGUGUGCUGAAUCUUUUUUGGCUCGAAAGUUACCUUUACAUAUUUUGAUCAAUAAUGCUGGUAUAAUGGCAACCGAAUUUUCUUUAACGGUUGAUGGUAUCCAAGAUCAAUUUGGAACCAAUCACAUUGGACAUUUUCUUCUUACAAAAUUACUUUUACCAACAAUUGAAUCAUCAGCUCCAUCCAGAAUAGUGAUUGUUAGCAGCAUAGGACAUGAGUAUACAGCUAAAAAUGGUAUAGAAUUUGACAAAUUAAAUGAUCCAAAUGCUCAUACUACUGUAGUACGCUACGGACAAUCAAAACUAGCAAACAUAUUGUUCGCUGUUGAAUUAAACAAAAGACUUGAGGGAAAGAAAGUUUAUGUUAAUUGUCUUCAUCCAGGUAUUAUAGAUAAUUGGGGUAAAUGGGUGGUCCCAUUUGUUAAACUUGUAAGUCUCGCAUUACUUACACCUGAUGAAGGGGCAUUGACUACAUUGUACUGUGCAACAAGUCCUGAAAUUGAAGAGAAGAACUUACGUGCUCAAUACUUUAUUCCAUUCGGUGAGGUAUCAACACCAUCAAAGUUUGCUAGAGAUGAAGAAUUGGCAAAGAAAUGUUGGGAAUUUAGUGAAAAUUUAGUUAAUGAAAAAUUAAAUGAUAUUAAAAUUAAAGAAUGA